AUGGCGGCACUAGACCAGUUUUUGUCGAAUUGCUCUGAAGCUACAGGAUGGAUACAAGAUGAUAUAUCUGAUGAGGGGAAUUCCGAGUGUAGUAUCAAGAAUUCGGAAGAGGAGAGAGAGAUUGUCAUGGAUGAAAUUAGCAAUCAUCGAAUGGUUGGAAGAUCACAGGAAGAAGCUGAGGCCGGUGACACGGUGGAUAUGAAGAAGAAAGUGAAGAGGGGCUGGCUUAAGAAAUUAAAUGUCCUAUCACGUAUUACCAAUAGGCAAGGGGAAGAAAAUUUGAAGCCGAGUGAUUUCAACUUGGAGUUGGGGACUAGAGUUCGAAGAGUUCUGGUUCAUCUACAUGGGAAGAGGUCAAAAGAAUUGUCCUCCCUUUAUGCAGGACGAGAAUUUUCAGCACACAAGGGCUCAAUCUUGACAAUGAAAUUCAGUCCCGAUGGCCAGUACCUGGCAAGUGCCGGUGAAGACAGUGUCGUUCGUGUCUGGAAGGUGAUGGAGUAUGAGAGACCAAAUCAAUUUGACAUUCAAGAUACUGAUCCUUCAUGUUUGUACUUCUCAAUGGAUCAUUUAUCCAAAUUUGCCCAUCUUGACGUGGAUAAAAACAAAAUUGGUAGGAUGAAGAGGUUGAGGAAAUCAACGGAGUCAGCUUGUGUAAUUUUCCCACCAAAAGUCUUUCGGAUUUUGGAGAAACCUUUACAUGAAUUCCAUGGACACAGUGGUGAGGUCUUGGCUCUCUCAUGGUCCAGGAAAGGGAGAAACCUCCAAGCCCUCGUCGUCGCCGCCGGCACCAAAGGUGACUGA
Cornus florida is the source of this 801-nucleotide messenger RNA. RefSeq lists its product as uncharacterized. The record is from RefSeq and is a predicted model, not a curated record. The transcript is spliced from 2 exons. Bases 1 to 801 code for a protein of 266 amino acids. Gene Ontology annotation, molecular function: protein binding. Lineage: Eukaryota; Viridiplantae; Streptophyta; Magnoliopsida; Cornales; Cornaceae.